Ambispora gerdemannii is the source of this 147-nucleotide messenger RNA. Lineage: Eukaryota; Fungi; Glomeromycota; Glomeromycetes; Archaeosporales; Ambisporaceae. The record is from the annotation of a GenBank genome assembly.
AUGGGAAAAGAUUUUAGCAUAAAUUCGAUGUUAGUACACGUACUAAGGAUUGGACUCACAAGUAACUCGAGUAGUAAUUUUGUUAAUCAUAAACAACUCAGGGCUGUGGCCAAAUCUACAAAACUUUUUACCGAAAAUAUAAUUUAG